GCCUCCAGGAAGUAAUCCUUUGCCUCUAUCUCAAGACACUCGCAAGAUCCGCGCCUUCGACAUCAUCAGCACAUCCAAAUUCAUUGUCAGCAACUCUCGACCCACAUCUAUGCCCUUGCCCUCCCAGCCGAUCGUUCCUCCUCGAAGGAUAAUUCAGGAGGACAACCCCUCUCCCUAUAUGUUCGCUAUAUGGGACUCGGUUGACGCCAGUCAAGCAGCCUCUCUGUACGAACGCUUGGAGCGGACCGUAGGUGACUUCAGGGACGCACCUACCGCCUUCAGAAUGUUGCGCCAAAUUCUUUGGGUUGCAUACCAAGGGACCGCAAGAGAGGACCAUGGUACUCUCCCAGGACCGCCGAUACGGUUUUAUAGAGACGUUGGGUCGGGAGUGGCCCUGCUCGGCAUACUCAUCGACGACGCUGUCGCUGGACGGUUUUCACUGCCCGAAGGACACAACAUCUUGGAGCCAUUGGGCAGUUCGUCGACCUGUGUCUUGCACAUAUGGCCGGUUGGCCAAUCAACAGCACACUCAACGAGUCAGAUUCCGCUUCAAAGGGGUGUCGGAAUGAGGAGGAGAGCUGUCACAACGGCAGAGUUGAUACAGGUUAUUGCUAGGCGUGUGUACGACUACUUCAGAUACCACGAGGUUAUCGUGCGCGGUAGAGGAAGAAUCACCACGAACCGCCUUUGUCUCGUUGGCCUUACUUGGAUAUCCCAGGGCGCAGUCAUUCCCAUUUUGCAGAUUGACGAUAGGAUUUAAUGGUACUGGUUGGACGCGAGAGCCAGCCUGCGAAUAAACUUCGGAGCUCAUCCUCUAGACCAUCCAGAAACAUGCGGAUGAACAAAACACCCGUUCCGUUAGAAUCCCAGCCUGCAUGAAGGAUGUUACCGUCAAUCCUGUUGUUCCUCCGCCCCGCGGACCACGCUCAUAGAGCUGUAUAUUGACUGUAUCAUCCGACCUGCUUUGAUUUUUGAGGUGUCCAUUAG
Stereum hirsutum FP-91666 SS1 is the source of this 987-nucleotide messenger RNA. RefSeq lists its product as uncharacterized. The coding region runs from base 110 to 760 and encodes 216 amino acids. The record is from RefSeq and is a predicted model, not a curated record. NCBI's taxonomy places the organism in Eukaryota, Fungi, Basidiomycota, Agaricomycetes, Russulales, Stereaceae. The transcript is spliced from 5 exons.